Pieris macdunnoughi is the source of this 609-nucleotide messenger RNA. The record is from the annotation of a GenBank genome assembly. NCBI's taxonomy places the organism in Eukaryota, Metazoa, Arthropoda, Insecta, Lepidoptera, Pieridae.
AUGAACUCAGCGCUGUCCAGGAGCAGAGUAAGUGCAGAGCAACUGGAUCUGCUAUUGACUUUUAUGGAAGAGCACCGUGACUUUGCAGCUGGCAAACAGUCGAUAUAUUCUCGCUUUAGCGCUAGUAAACUGUGGCGGCUACUGGCCGAGAGGUUAAACGCUGCGGCGGCAGACACGGGCGGUGCUCGGAAAUCACCAGAUAAGUGGUGUCGCUACUGGGCGGACGUUAAAUAUAAAGCAAGAAAGAAGUGUGCCGCCGGAGGUGCACUUGGUGACCUCUCGUCGGCAGAGGAGCGCUUACAGAAUAUUCUAAGUUGCAAAAACGAUUUGAACGCGGUGUCGGGCGGCGCGGCGGCUUCGGACGAGGAGCGCAAGGCUCUCGACGAGGACAUGUGCUCGGAGGGUUCCGCGCCGUUGGCAACCGACGAGCUGCUGGCCGAGGCCGCCAUGCGCACCGCGCUGGCCGCCGAAAAGCAGGCCGAGGCCGUCGUGCACGCCGUGGACCUGCUGCGAGACCUCGUGACGCUACUGCGCGAACGACCCCCCGCACCUCCGCCCGCGACCCACGACCACCUGGCCAUGCAGCACCAGCACCACCACCCGCUCUGA